CACCGUUGCUAGGUGAUUUGUUAUGGACAUUAUCUGCGCCUAGAUACCAAACAACUAGUACGUCACAUACGAGCAGGAAAACAUGUUCGAAACAGACUUUGUGGAAGAAAUAAAUUCAAAAUAUGCCGCAAUUGAGAACGAAUUGGAUCAGAAACUUAAAAAAUUAAAUAUGGAAGAAGAAAGAGAGAAUUUGGCGUAUGGCAAACAGGAGAAAGCUUACCGGCAGCUUCAAAAAACAUUUCCAACCUUGGAGGAAGCGCGAAAACGGAAUUCUGAACUUAUUAAAUCCCUGGAAAUGUCUAAGGCCCGACUGCGAUCCCGUUCAACGUACAGCCCGAUUGAAUCCAUUUUGGAAAAAGCACUCAAAAAUUACUCGAAAGCUUUGUAUGAUGCAAAAUCCGAAGGCAUGUAAAAAGGUUGCCGGGCCGAAGUGUUUUCAUUUUAAAAGCAGUUUUUAUUCAUAUUUUCAACGUACGAUUGCAUUGUUUAAUGAUCUGACAAACUUUUUUGUUAAAUUUUGAAAUUUUUAUUAAU
Hermetia illucens (black soldier fly) is the source of this 534-nucleotide messenger RNA. RefSeq lists its product as uncharacterized. The coding region runs from base 83 to 412 and encodes 109 amino acids. NCBI's taxonomy places the organism in Eukaryota, Metazoa, Arthropoda, Insecta, Diptera, Stratiomyidae. The transcript is spliced from 3 exons. The record is from RefSeq and is a predicted model, not a curated record.